CUCCUGCCGCCGGCCUGAUCCCGCUACUGUACCGCCUCGGCCCCGAACACCGAGCUCAUUCAGGUGGUGCAGCCGCUGAGAAACGGCGUAUGUACGGAAGAGAAAGAGAGUGAAAGAGAGGGGAAGACACAAAGCUUGUCUGCGUAUGUGAGUGUGUGUCUGUCUGUGAGUGUGAGUGUGAGUGUGAGAGAGAGAGACAGGAGUCAGCAGACUACAGAGCAGCCAGAGCCUGGCGUCCAAGCUUCCAGGCACCCCACUGCCCAUCAUGGCUGUCUAUCUGAGCCUCUUCAUGCUGGCUCUCAGUGUGAUUGGACAGGAGCUCCCAUCAGGCCCUCAUGGCUGCACGGAAGGAAGCUGUUACCCUGCGACAGGAAACCUUCUAAUUGGACGGGGUGUCAACCUAUCUGCCACCUCUACUUGCGGCCUGACCGAGCCUGAGCACUAUUGCAUCGUCAGCCAUCUGCAGGAGUCAGACAAAUGUUUCGAAUGUAACUCCCAGCAUCGUUACGACCAUUACCACAGAAACAGCCACCGCAUCGAAAACGUCAUCUACCUCAUGGACAGCAAUGGAAACCACACCUGGUGGCAGUCUGUCAACGGAGAGGAGAACGUCAGCAUCAGACUGAACCUGGAGGCCGAAUUCCACUUCACACAUCUCAUCAUGAAAUUCAAGACUUUCAGGCCUGCAGCUAUGAUCAUCGAGCGAUCGGCUGAUUUUGGACGCACAUGGCGCCCUUACCGCUACUUUGCCUCAAACUGUACCAGGACCUUUCCCAGCAUACCUUCCAAUGGCUUGCAACACAUCAAUGAUGUAAUCUGUGAGGAACGUUACUCCGACAUCGAACCAUCCACUAAUGGAGAGGUCAUUUAUAAAGUUUUGGAUCCUGCUAUUCGUGUGAAAGAUCCCUACAGCUUGGACAUUCAAGAGCUUCUGCGCAUCACCAACCUGCGUAUCAACUUUACCAAGCUGAACACUCUGGGAGACGACCUGCUCGACCGACGCUUUGAUGUCCUGCAGAAAUAUUACUACGCCAUCUAUGAACUGGUGGUCAGAGGGAGCUGCUUCUGUUAUGGACACGCCUCAGAGUGCGCCCCAGUGCCCAGCGUCAACACUCGGGAGACUGGCAUGAUCCACGGUCGUUGUGUGUGCAAACAUAAUACAGAAGGCCUAAACUGUGAGCGCUGCAGAGAUUUCCACAAUGACCUGCCAUGGAGACCAGCAGAGGCAGAUAACCCACACACCUGCGGGGAGUGUAACUGUAAUGGCCACUCAAACCAGUGUCACUUCGACAUGGCGGUGUAUUUGGCCACUGGAAAUGUCAGUGGAGGAGUGUGUGACGACUGUCUGCAUAACACUAUGGGACGCAACUGUGAGAUGUGCAAACCUUUCUACUAUCAAGACCCUGUCAGGGAUAUCAGGGACCCACAAGUCUGUGUUGCCUGCGACUGUGACCCUGUCGGCUCUUUGGAGGGGGGAGUGUGUGACAGUCACACUGACCUGGACAUGGGAAUGAUCGCAGGACAGUGUCGCUGCAAAUCCAAUGUCAAGGGCACGCGUUGUGAUGACUGCAAAGAGGGUUAUUACGGACUUAGCCAGGAGGACCAGCUGGGUUGUCAGCCUUGCAACUGUGACCCUCGCGGCAUCAUCAUGAUGGGAGCUCCUUGCGACCAGAUCAGUGGGGACUGCUCCUGCAAAAGAUAUGUCACUGGUCGCUACUGCAACCAGUGUCUGCCUGAAUACUGGGGGCUCAGUAACGACCUGGCUGGCUGCAGACCAUGUGACUGUGAUUUCGGAGGAGCCUUCAACAACAGGUGCAUGAUGGAGAACGGCCAGUGUGACUGCAGGAGACAUCUGAUUGGUCGACAGUGUUCAGAGGUCCAGCCUGGGUAUUUCUGUGCCCCGCUGGACUACUACAAAUAUGAGGCUGAAGAUACCACUCGACAUUCCCCUGCUGAUUCUGCACUACCGGGCAAAGUUCGUCCUCAGGCAGAGACUGACUGUGUCCAGCACCUCAGCAACCAGCUACGUAGGCAUCGGCGUCACCGUCGUGUUACAAAUUCGCAGCAACAUCGAGCAGCACUGAGACGUAUCCGCCAACUUCAACAAACACCGGAUGUGACAACCGUUCAUAGAGGACACACUCCCAGCCACAUGGUGUCGUGGACAGGCCCUGGUUUUGCCCGUGUCAAAGAUGGUGCCGGCCUGGUGUUCACCAUCGACAACAUCCCCUACGCCAUGGAGUAUGACAUCAUGAUCCGUUACGAACCUGAGUCCACAGAGGAUUGGGAGGCUGUAGUUAGUAUCACAUCUGUACUGUUGCCAUCCAGCCUCCGGUGUGGAAACCUUCUACCAACUGAACAGCUCUACACAGUGACCCUUCCGCACCGCAACAGAUACAUCCAGAUGCCCAGGCCGUUCUGUUUCGAGCCCAGUAAUCGUUAUGUGGUUGCCAUCAGGUUCCAGCGCCAUGGGGUCUCACACAGACAUCUCACUGCUUUCAUUCUUAUUGACUCGCUGGUGCUGAUCCCCAAAUACACGGAGCUUCCUGGUUUCCAAGGAAAUGAGCCAGAGGCAGAGCAGCGGCGGGAGGAGAUGAUUCGUUACAUGUGUCUGGAUUCCUUCAUGAUGACACCGAUGCCGGCCCUGGCUGAGAUGUGCUCCAAACUCAUCUGCAGUAUUUCAUCCAUCAUUCAUGAUGGUGCUCUGUCAUGUCAGUGCGACCCUCAGGGCUCCCUCAGUGGCGAGUGUGAUAAGGUGGGAGGUCAGUGUCGUUGUAAACCCAACGUGAUGGGUCGGCGCUGUGACCAGUGUGCCCCAGGAACCUAUGGCUUUGGAGUGAAUGGUUGUACUGCCUGUGACUGCAACUCAGAGGGCUCUUUGAGCCACCAGUGUGACCCAGUUACAGGCCAGUGUCAGUGCAGGCAAGGAGCCACCGGGCGUCAGUGCUCAGACUGCCAGCCAGGCCAGUGGGGCUUCCCCAGCUGCAGCCGCUGUCAGUGUAACGGCCAUGCAGACAUCUGUGACCCCCGCACGGGGGAGUGUACAUACUGUAGGGACAAUACAGCAGGUCACCUCUGUGAGCGGUGUGUGAAUGGCUUCUUUGGAAACCCGGUGCUUGGUUCAGGGGAGCACUGUCGGCCCUGCCCCUGCCCUGGUAACCCUUCCUCAGAUCACUUCAACGGGCACUCCUGUGAAGCUGACCACACCUCGAAUCAGAUCAUCUGUAACUGCAAACAAGGCUUCACUGGGUCCCGCUGUGACCAGUGUGCCCCUGGUUACUAUGGCAACCCAGAACAACCUGGUGGACAGUGUGUGCCAUGCAAGUGCAACGGCAACAUCGACACUCAAGAUCCUGGGUCAUGUGAUCCCAGAACAGGCCAAUGCCUCAAGUGCCUGUACCACACCGACGGCCCAUCAUGUGACAUUUGUCAGCAUGGUUACUAUGGCAACGCUUUGGCCCACGACUGCAGGCGAUGUACCUGUGUGACUGCUGGCACCAUCCAGUCUGCCUGCAGCGAUGGACAGUGUCACUGUGACAGGCAGACCGGAGCCUGCCCUUGCAGAGAGAACGUGGCGGGCCAUAACUGUGAUCAGUGUUCUCCUAACCACUGGAACUAUGGUCAGGAGAGAGGCUGUCAGCAAUGUGACUGCGACGCACAGCACUCCGUGGGAACUCACUGCAACAUGUUCACAGGCCAGUGCCACUGUAGUCCAGGCUUUGGGGGUAAACAGUGCACUGAAUGUGAGCAGUUCCACUGGGGAGACCCACGGGUGCAGUGUCAAGAGUGUAACUGCCACCCUCUGGGCUCAGAGAUAGCCCAGUGUGACCGGACAACAGGGAUGUGCGAAUGCAGGGAGGGAGCAGCGGGGAAGCACUGCGAUGAAUGCGCUCGCGGCUUCACCGGCAACUUCCCCAAGUGUGUCCAGUGUCACCCGUGCUUCCAGCUGUGGGAUGACGCAGUGUGCCAGAUCAAAAGGGACCUGGAACACAUCGAGUACACUGUACAGAAGAUCCUGGCGAGCGGGAUCAUGCCGGGAGUUGGGGAUACGCGCAUCAGGGAGCUGGAGAAGAAGCUGAAGCAGGUACAGGACCUGAUCAGUGCAGAGGACAGCAACAGGAUGUACCAGCUGAUUGGACAGAGCAUUGAUGACCUCAGGGCUGAGAUCGCCCUCAACGACGGGCGUCUGAUGGGCGUUGCCCGAGAGGUCAAUACAACAGCAGCAGAAGAAGAGGCACUGAGACGCACAUUGAGUGAUCUAGAGGAUGACCUGAGAGAUGUUAACAACACUCUGGCUCACAAACAGCACCUGCUGGAGGACUACCUAACCUCAGGAUUUGCAGAUCAGUUUGAAAAAGUGAAGAAGUACUAUCGGGAGUCACUGGAGGCCGAGAGGAAAUGCAACCUGACGGUGUCUGGUCCUCUCAGUCCUGUGGAAGAGUCCAAAAAAACCCGUGCUAUCACUAAAGAGAAGCUGGAUGCCAGUAAAGACCAGACUCUCCGUGCUCUGGCUGCUCAAAACAAAUCCUUAACUGAGCUGCAGGAAAAGGCCCACGACCUGGGCAAGAAAGUCCAUCAUCUCAGUCACAAGGUAUGCGGUGGUCAUAGCAAUGCCAGUGCAAAUGGCAGUUGCUCCGACAGCCAGUGUGGCGGUGCAGGUUGCCGUGACAAUCAGGGCAAUCAUGUAUGUGGAGGAGAGGGAUGCAACGGGACAGUGAGUGCUUCAGUUGCAGCACUGGAUCUCACCAGGAACAUCGCCGACCGUCUGACUUCUGCCAACGAGGAGCUGCAGAGCGUGGCAAGAAAGCUCCAGGAUAUAGCAACUCUGACACAGGAUGUGAAAAACCAGGCAAAGAGCACACUGGAUAAAGCCCAGAAGAAAAAGGAGCACUUUGAAAACAACAACAACAAGCUAAAAGAUUUCAUUAAGAAGAUCAGAGACUUUCUCACUGAGGAGGGAGGAGAUCCAGAGAGCAUAGAGAAGGUGGCUAUGCAGGUCUUGAUGAUCAAACUACCAGUGAACAGGACGACUCUGGACAAAAUGAUUAUGCAGAUAAAGGAUGGCCUCUCCAACCUCACCGACAUCGAGGGGAUCGUCAACAAAACCUCUCAGCACAUCAGCAAAGUCAAGGAGCUGCUUGAAAAUGCUAAAGAUGCCAAGAGCCGAGCAGAGGGAGUGAAGGAUAUAGCCAAUAAGACCCAGCAGGCGUUGGAUGUGUCUGAGAAAGCCAUAGAGAAAGCAAGAACAGCCCUGAAAGAGGCCCAAAACAACUUGAACAGCACAAGGAAUGCUACAGCCGAGGUGGAUGAGAGACUGAAGCAGGUGGAAGAUAAGCAGAUGGAUCUCAUGAUGCGUUUAAACAACCUCUCCAUGGGGGUGGAAGCUCUGAAGAACAAGACAGAGCAGAACAGGCAGAUGGCCGUCGAUGCCAAAGCUCUGGCUAACAAUGCCACACACUUAGCAUCCUCACUGCAGCAGAACCUCAACGACACAGAGAAACGGUACCGCGAGCUGCAGAUAAGGGUGGAGUCUCUUGGUGGGGAGGCUGGAGGUUUGACAAACAUCAACAAGAAGGCCAUGGAUAUCAAGAAGGAGGCAGAAGACCUCCUCAACAAAGCCAGCAAGGGGAUGGAACAACUCAGGAAACUGGAGAAAAAGUUCAAGAGUAACGAGCAGCGGAUGCAGAAGCAGCGAAUCGAGCUAGACGAGCUGAAGGAAAACGCCACCGUGGUGCGGGACGAGAUCCGGGAACAAGUGCAGAAGUACAGUAACUGUGUGUGAGGAUGACACUCUUCCCCAUUUACUAUUUGCUGCUGUAGUCCAGAGCAGAGUUAGGACUUAGGCUAUGACUGGGACAGAAAAAUGACACCACCCAAGAAAAUAAAACUUUGCUUUGGUCCCUCGAUUCUUUCACUGCUGUUGUUUCAAGUUUUACAUAAUACCUGUCAAGUGUUAUAUCACACAACGCCUUCCUCUUUCCAUGUACUGUACAACUUUGUGACUCCUUGAUAUCAACACCAUCCUGGAUGGUGUUUAUAUUGUUAAGCUAUUAAACAUGUGGAUGACCUGUGGAGUUUAUUUUUUUUAUUGUAUAGGCCAUGAUAAUUGAUUUCCCAAUUAAUAAACAGAAGAAAUAUAUCAAAGUAUGUUAUCAGUUUUUUUUUUGUUUUGACCAAAACUGCUUAUAAAGAUUUUGUGUUUAUGCUGUAAUUUGAACACAUUCCUAAGAUAUUUACAAAAAGACACUCCUAUAAGUGUGUGGAAAUGUUUUAUCUCUAAAGUUUAAUUUGUGUUGAUUUUUAUUACAAAAAAGCUCUUGAUUAAAUACAUAUUAAUGCAUACACAAAUAUUCUUACAAAUAAAAUUCAGGUGGUGUGAUGAUGGAGACAAAUAAACUUGGUACAGUUUAUUUAAAA
Molecule: messenger RNA, 6417 nt
Organism: Acanthopagrus latus (yellowfin seabream)
Lineage: Eukaryota; Metazoa; Chordata; Actinopteri; Spariformes; Sparidae
Gene: lamb2l
Product: laminin, beta 2-like
Exons: 35
Coding region: 266-5782 (1838 amino acids)
Biological process (GO): substrate adhesion-dependent cell spreading; basement membrane assembly; cell migration
Cellular component (GO): laminin trimer
Molecular function (GO): extracellular matrix structural constituent
Source: RefSeq, a predicted model, not a curated record